Molecule: messenger RNA, 1362 nt
Organism: Aspergillus puulaauensis
Lineage: Eukaryota; Fungi; Ascomycota; Eurotiomycetes; Eurotiales; Aspergillaceae
Product: DMT family transporter
Exons: 2
Coding region: 1-1362 (453 amino acids)
Cellular component (GO): membrane
Source: RefSeq, a predicted model, not a curated record
AUGCCGACGCCGACAUCUGCCUCGCCUGACCUAGGCGACUCGCGGUCUCUAUCACCGGCUGUACUCGGGAAUGAUUUCCAUGAUCUUGAAAAUGGGGAACGAACGCCGUUACUGCUGGCAGCUAACGAUCGGAGAUCGCCAUCGCCUAUACUUUUGAACUUGCCUCCGUCAGCACCAUCGGCCCUAUGGAAAGAGAAGAUUUGGGGCACCGCCACGGAUUUCUGGCUCCAGGCCAAGGGGAUGAUUCUCGUUAUGCUGUCCCAGUUCUUUGGAGCAUCUAUGAAUGUUAUGACCCAGGUGCUAGAGUUAAAGGGAAGGAACGGAGAAGGUUUUCAGCCCUUUCAAAUUCUAUUCGCCCGUAUGUCAAUCACCGUCGUCGCCAGCUACCUCUACAUGUGGUAUGCUAAAGUACCACAACCAUUCGGAAACCGCUCCGUCCUCCCUCUCCUCAUUUUCCGCGCAGCUGGUGGUUUCUGGGGCGUGUACGGACUCUAUUACUCUGUCCAAUAUUUGCCUCUCUCUGAGGCGACGGUUUUGACUUUCCUCGCGCCGAUUCUGAGCUGCUACGCUUGUUCGAUCUUCCUACCCGGCGAGGUCUUCACUCGUAAGCAACAGUUUGCUGGAUUCGUCUCGUUGGUAGGUGUCAUCUUGAUCGCACGGCCCUUCGCCUUUUUGCGAUCUGAUUCUGGGGAUGAAACGGAUUCGAUUGAGGCAGAGAGAGAAAACCCCGGGGAUGCAGACCAAAACCACCGCGUGAUGGCCAUUAUCAUGGCAAUGAUCGGGGUCCUCGGGGCGUCCUCCGCAUAUACAUCGAUCCGAAUGAUCGGACAGCGCUGCCAUCCACUAGUUUCAGUUACAUACUUCUCCUUGUUCACCACUAUGGUUUCUGUCGUUGCAAUCAUAGUUAUCCCUACUAUAUCAUUAGAGUUGCCAGGGACACUGUUGGAGUGGACUCUGCUCACUGCACUCGGUGUCUGUGGGUUCCUGCUACAAUUUCUGUUAACUGCUGGGUUGGCAUAUGUGCCACCACCACCCCGAGAUCGGAAAAAGCCCUCGAGCCACCAAUUAUUCAGGACGCCGAGUCAGCAUUCCAACCAGGAAGAACACGCUUCAAAGCCAGAGGCGGACACCGGUGCCCGCUCUUCAUCCGGAACAAAGGCAACUGCCAUGCUUUACACACAGAUGCUCUUUGCCCUGUUUUAUGAUCACGCUGUCUGGGACAGUACGUUAUCAGCAGUCAGUUGGAUCGGAUCCGCGUUGAUCCUCUGCAGUGCGCUCUAUGUGGCACUGGCGCGCGAAUCUACGCCGGCGCAAACCGAUGCAGUGGACGGUGAGGAGAAUGCUGGGGGUGAUUCACGCUGA